GGAGGAUUGGGGGAAGUGUGGAAAAGCUGAACCCGAGCCGCUGCUGCCUGAGAAAGAUUUGGUGGGAGAAGUAGAAGGGAAGAAAGGGGUGGAGGGUGAGGUGAGCAGAGCAUCUGGGUCGCUGCUCCUGGGCAGCACAAAGUUCUUCGCAAUGUGGCUGAAGCCUGAGGAAGUGCUCCUGAAAAAUGCGCUGAAGCUGUGGCUGAUGGAGAGGUCCAACGACUACUUCGUGCUGCAACGGCGUCGGGGCUACGGGGAGGAAGGCGGAGGGGGGCUCACAGGGCUUAUCGUUGGAACUCUUGAUUCAGUCUUAGACUCCACUGCUAAAGUAGCUCCGUUUCGCAUCUUACACCAGACACCAGAUUCUCAGGUUUACCUGUCAAUUGCAUGUGGAGCCAACAGAGAAGAAAUAACCAAACAUUGGGAUUGGUUGGAACAAAAUAUCAUGAAGACUUUAUCUGUGUUUGAUUCAAAUGAAGAUAUUACUAAUUUUGUCCAAGGAAAGAUAAGAGGAUUAAUUGCUGAGGAGGGAAAACAUUCUUUUGCAAAAGAAGAUGAUCCUGAGAAAUUCCGAGAAGCCCUUUUGAAAUUUGAAAAAUGUUUUGGUUUACCAGAGCAGGAGAAGUUAGUGACUUAUUACUCAUGCAGUUAUUGGAAAGGACGGGUUCCUUGUCAGGGCUGGCUCUAUCUUAGCACCAACUUUCUGAGCUUCUAUUCUUAUUUGUUGGGAUCAGAAAUAAAACUCAUUAUCUCCUGGGAUGCAGUCUCAAAACUUGAAAAGACUUCAAAUGUUAUACUAACAGAGAGUAUUCAUGUGUGUUCCCAAGGGGAGAAUCACUACUUUUCAAUGUUCUUGCAUAUUAACCAAACAUACCUUCUCAUGGAACAGCUGGCAAACUAUGCUAUAAAGAGACUUUUUGAUAAGGAGACAUUUGAUAAUGACCCAAUCCUUGAAGAUCCUCUACAAAUCACCAAAAGAGGUCUGGAAAAUCGAGCCCACAGUGAGCAGUUUAAUGCUUUUUUUAGGCUGCCCAAAGAAGAGACUUUGAAAGAAGUACAUGAGUGUUUCUUAUGGGUACCAUUCAGCCACUUCAAUACUCUUGGAAAAAUGUGCAUCUCAGAAAACUAUAUCUGCUUUGCUAGCCAAGAUGGCAAUCUAUGUAAUGUAAUCAUUCCACUACGAGAGGUCUUAGCGGUAGACAAGACAAAUGAUUCCAGCAAACCUGUCAUCAUUAGCAUCAGAGGAAAAACAGCUUUUCGCUUCAGUGAAGUUAAGGACUUCGAGAAACUGGUGGCAAAACUGAGGCUCAAGUGUGGGGCAGCUUCAACUCAAUAUCAUGAUAUUAGCACUGAGGUUCCUAUUAGUUCUGAUUCUGCAGACCCAUCUGAUAAUAUUGAGGUCCUAUCUCUGACAUGUAAGAGAGAAUGCAGUAGAACUGUGAACACCGAAGCCUUAAUGACAGUAUUUCACCCUCAGAAUUUGGAGACUCUUAAUUCCAAAAUGUUGAAAGAAAAGAUGAAGGAACAGUCAUGGAACAUCCUAUUUGCAGAAUGUGGGCGUGGUGUUAGCAUGUUUCGGACCAAAAAGACUCAAGAUCUGGUUGUAAGAGGGAUUCCAGAGACCUUAAGAGGAGAGCUGUGGAUGCUUUUUUCAGGUGCCAUUAAUGACAUGGCUGCUAAUCCUGGCUAUUAUGCUGAAGUGGUUGAGCUGUCCUUAGGGACCUGCAACUUGGCUACUGAAGAAAUUGAGCGUGAUUUGCGUCGCUCCCUGCCUGAACACCCAGCCUUUCAGAGUGACACUGGCAUAUCUGCUCUGAGGCGGGUACUCACUGCUUAUGCAUAUAGGAAUCCCAAAAUUGGAUACUGCCAGGCAAUGAACAUUUUGACUUCAGUGUUGCUUUUGUAUGCAAAAGAGGAAGAAGCUUUUUGGCUUCUGGUUGCUGUAUGUGAACGAAUGUUGCCUGAUUAUUUUAAUCGUCGAAUCAUUGGAGCCUUGGUAGAUCAAGCAGUCUUUGAAGAACUUAUCAGGGAUCACUUUCUCCAGCUGACAGAACACAUGACUGAUAUGACAUUCUUUUCCUCAGUUUCUCUAUCAUGGUUCCUCACACUUUUUAUUAGUGUGCUACCUAUUGAAAGUGCAGUGAAUGUGGUAGACUGUUUCUUCUAUGAUGGAAUAAAGGCCAUUCUACAACUGGGAUUGGCAAUACUUGACUAUAAUUUAGACAAACUGCUGGCAUGUAAAGAUGAUGCUGAAGCCGUGACAGCUUUAAACAGGUUCUUUGACAAUGUCACUAAUAAGGAUAGCCCAUUGCCUUCAAGUGUUCAGCAGGGUUCAAAUGUGAGUGAUGAAAAAAGCAGUCAUGUUAGAGUGGAUAUUACAGAUUUGAUUAGAGAAUCAAAUGAGAAAUAUGGCAAUAUUCGCUAUGAAGAUAUAUACAGCAUGCGCUGUCGAAAUAGGUUGUAUGUGAUACAGACCCUAGAGGAAACGACAAAGCAGAAUGUGCUGCGUGUUGUAUCACAAGAUGUGAAAUUGAGCCUUCAUGAACUGGAUGAACUCUAUGUCAUCUUUAAGAAAGAGCUGUUUUUUUCUUAUUAUUGGCAUUUGAGUCAUCCAGUAUUGAAGCAUCAUGACCCUAGUCUGCCGUAUUUGGAACAGUAUCAGAUUGACUGCCAGCAGUUUAGAGUGUUGUAUCACUUGUUGAGUCCCUGGGCUCAUUCUGCAAACAGAGACUCACUAGCUUUAUGGACAUUCAGAUUGUUGGAUGAAAACUCUGACUGCCUUAUAAACUUCAAAGAAUUCUCCUCUGCAAUUGACAUAAUGUACAAUGGAAGUUUUACUGAGAAGCUUAAGCUGCUUUUUAAGCUGCAUAUUCCUCCAGCUUAUACUGAAGUGAAAUCUAAGGACGCUUCAAAAGGAGAUGAACUUUCCAGGGAAGAAUUACUUCAUUUUAGUCAGCUCCAUGUUUCCAAGCCUACAGAUGAGAAAGAAGGAGAAUCAGUAAAAAAUGGUCCUGAGAAAGGCAAAGGAAAAGUUGAUAUUCAAGCAUAUCUAAGUCAAUGGCAAGAUGAGCUUUUCAAAAAAGAGGAAAAUAUUAAAGAUUUACCAAGAAUGAAUCAGUCACAAUUUAUUCAGCUUUCAAAGACCCUAUAUAACUUAUUUCAUGGGGACCCUGAAGAAGAAUCAUUAUAUCAAGCCAUUGCUACUGUAACCAGCCUUUUGCUCAGGAUGGAAGAAGUUGGAAGGAAACUACAUAGCCCUACAUCAUCAGCCAAAGGAUUCUCUGGUACAGUCUGUAAAGGGAAUACAGAGAGCCACUUGGAGAAAGAUCUCUCCUCUCUCAGGGAAGAACCUCAGUGGUCAUUUUCAUUUGAACAGAUUCUUGCAUCUUUGUUGAAUGAACCAGCAUUGGUGAGGUUUUUUGAGAAACCCAUAGAUGUAAAAGCUAAACUAGAAAAUGCAAAAACCUCUCAGUUAAGUUCUAGAACCAAGAUGUAAAUCUCUUAACAGGAAUUGCCUAUCAUAGGCAAGUUUAGCAAGAUUCCUGGAGCUAUCAACUUGAUUCCUAGGAGUUGGGAUCAGGGAUUCAUCUUGUUGCCAAUGUGUUUGAAGGUUAAGAAAAACGAUUUUUGGAAGCACAGUUGUUUAUUUCUUUGUGGUAAUCUCUAGUUUUGAUAUUCUCCAAUACAAAUGUACUUUUUAUAUUUCACAAGAUAAUGCAAUAUCAGGGGUAUAUUCUUAAUCUGAACCACCAGGGGGCACUACUGUAUCACUUUUAGUAAGGAAAUUACCAGUUUGUGCUGCUAUUUACAUAUGAAUUACUGGUGAUUUUGAAAAUGUGUUAUGUUUGAGUAUUAGUAAUGCUGACAUGUCAUAUCGAUAAACACUGUUUUCCAAACUGCCUCGGUCCUGUUAGAAUACUUUAGAAACCAGGCUCUUAGAUAUAUAGCCUUAAUUAUCUAGAAGAUUACCGUAAGGGGGCCUCAUUUUUCAAGUCAUCUAACUGAAAUAAUCUUUUUAAAGUUAAUUUCAUUUAGUCUUCUAAUAACAAAGGGUUUUUUAGUAAUUUAUGCAAUUCUUCCUACCAGAGCAGUUCAGAAGCUGCUGACUCACUUUUUUUUUU
This is a messenger RNA of Manis javanica (Malayan pangolin), 4121 nucleotides long. It is a transcript of the gene TBC1D8B, whose product is annotated as TBC1 domain family member 8B. Lineage: Eukaryota; Metazoa; Chordata; Mammalia; Pholidota; Manidae. Gene Ontology annotation, molecular function: calcium ion binding. The record is from RefSeq and is a predicted model, not a curated record.